Messenger RNA from Danio aesculapii, 2023 nucleotides. RefSeq names its product transmembrane protein 181-like. The record is from RefSeq and is a predicted model, not a curated record. Gene Ontology annotation, molecular function: toxic substance binding. Lineage: Eukaryota; Metazoa; Chordata; Actinopteri; Cypriniformes; Danionidae.
GUCCGUUUGACCUCAGAUCUCAGCCGCUGUCCAACUAUAACCAGCAGCUGUGGCUCACGUGCAUCAUUCAGCUUCAGAACAACAUUGUAGAUUUCAGCUGGCGGGAGUUCGGGAUGAAUGUGGAGCUGCAGGGUGUGAUGCAGGACGCCAGUGUGAUGCGCAUCAGUGACAACGUGCACAACAAGAAUAGAAGCCUGCGCUGCGCCGCUCAUCAGCAGGCGUGUGAUGAGAUCAUCGUCCUGCAUCUGGGUUAUCUGAACUACACUCAGUACAAGAUCAACGUCAGCUUCAGGAAUCUGCAGGACGACCUCAAGGACAACAUCAAGAAUGUCACUUUUGUGUUUAAGAUGUACAACGCCACCUUCUCUCAGGUGGAGAUCUGGUUCCGCUUUGUGUUUGUGGUGAUGACCUUCAUAGUUACUUGUAUGUUUGCACACUCUCUGAGGAAGUUCUCCAUGAGGGAUUGGGGAAUCGAGCAGAAGUGGAUGUCCAUCCUCCUGCCGCUGCUGCUGCUCUACAACGACCCGUUCUUCCCGCUGUCGUUCCUGGUCAACAGCUGGUUUCCGGGAACUCUGGAUGCAUUUUUCCAGGCUGUGUUUCUGUGUGCUCUGCUGCUGUUCUGGCUGUGUGUUUACCACGGUAUCAGAGUUCAGGGCGAGAGGCGGUUUCUGACCUUUUACCUGCCCAAGCUGCUGAUGGUGGGCCUGCUGUGGUUAUCAGCUGUAACACUGGGAAUCUGGCAGACAGUGAACGAGCUGCAGGAUCCUACAUAUCAGUAUAAAGUGGACAUCCAGAACUUCCAGGGCAUGAAGAUCUUCUUCCUGCUGGUGGUGUGUGUGUAUGUGCUGUAUCUGGUGUUUCUGGUGGUCCGUGCCUGUUCAGAGCUGAAGAAUAUGCCAUAUUCAGAUCUGAGGCUCAAGUUCCUGACAGCGCUGACACUGUGGGUGCUGGUGAUCAGUGUGCUCAUCCUCUACCUGCGGUUCGGCUCCAAGGCGCUGCAAGACAACUUUGUAGCUGAACUUUCAACUCACUACCAGAACUCAGCUGAGUUUCUCUCCUUCUACGGUCUGCUGAACUUCUAUCUCUACACACUAGUUGUUUACUCGCCCUCCAAAAACGCUCUUUACGAUUCACAGCUGAAGGACAAUCCUGCGUUCUCCAUGCUCAAUGACUCUGAUGAUGAAGUGAUUUACGGGAGCGAUUAUGAGGAAAUGCCUCUUCAAAACGGACGCGCCAUCAAAGCCACGGCCAAAUACCAGGACGAGAGCGACAGCGACUGAAUCCCGUGUCUUAAACUGAGUGUAAAUAUACAGGCCAGAAGUCUAUUUUUAAAGCUGUGGUGUUGAAUGUAACUCCUGAUGUGGAUCUGUCAGUAAACCACACAUCUGAUGGAGGAAAAUCAGAACACUGUUCAGGUGAAUGUGCACGUUACAGGUUAUAUUUCAGCUCAAAGGGAAAACAAGAACAUCAUAUCUAGAGGAAAGAUGUUAUAUAUAUAUUUUAGACUUUAUUCUGUCACAUUUACAUCAGGAAAUUAAAAUAUUUAUCAUUUGUAUUCGCAUGCAUUACAUUUAGGAAUCUAAAUUAUACCUUUUAUUUGUACAAUAACAAUGAAUACAAGUAUUAAAUCUAGUUAGUUGUAGAUUUCACUGCAUUAAUCCCAGUGCUUGAAAUGAAACUCUAAUGUAACGUAACGGCGCUAUGAAAAAAUAAGCAUGCAAAAAAUCAUGCAGAUCAUUUAUUUUAUAUAAUCAAUAAGGAUUAAAUGUAAUAAAUUAAAUGUAUUAUAGAGUUAUAAACUACUACAUAAUAAAAUGUUAUAAAAAUAUUUGAGUAAUAAUAAUAAUAAUAUAAAUGCUUGAAAUAAGCAGAGAUGUAUUCUCUUUAUUGAGCUUUUGGACUGAAAUAUAACCUUCAUAUCUCUUGGCAGCAUUCACUUGAUGUUUCCUUCAUGUUUUUUGCCAUCAGGUUAGAGUUGAGGAGGUUUUGUGCAGAUAUUUCUGAUAUUUCCAGGCUCAUUUGA